CCUAUCCCACUGAGUAUCCGAGCCUCAACAAGUAUUUACAACAACAACAAAAUAUGUCUGGACUUAUCUCAGAAGAAGCUUUGUCAAGAAAAAGGAAUGAGGUUGAAAGAAACAGAGAGAAAGCCAGGUUACUAAGGGCAGAAGCUGAAGCUAAAAAAGAACAAGCAGCUGAUCUUCAAAGGGAGGAGGAGAGACUAGGUGAGGAAGCGGAUAAUUUGGACAGGGAGAGAUAUAAUAAAGAGUGGCAGCAACCAAUGUUGGAGAAAAGAAUUGCAGACAAUGAACGACGAUAUGAAGAUUUUAAAAAGGAAAAGACCGAUACAGAGAGAAUUGUUGAAAUGUACAGAAAUUCUAUCGCUAGUCGGGAAAAUGAAGUGACCUCACUUAGAAGCCAUGCUGACCAAAAAAAGACAGAAGCUGAAAGGCUAAGGGGGGAGGCUGGUCAGAGUUGUGUUUUGGGAAUUGAUCAUAGAUCACAUGGAAACCUGGCUCAAGCUAAUCCGAUCCUGAGACAGGUUGAACAGCUGUUAAACGAAGCAGAAGAACUUAAUAACCAAGCAAACGAGCAUCUCAGGAAAAGAUUCUUCAGAUUUUAA
Molecule: messenger RNA, 596 nt
Organism: Eurytemora carolleeae
Lineage: Eukaryota; Metazoa; Arthropoda; Copepoda; Calanoida; Temoridae
Product: ribonuclease Y-like
Exons: 10
Coding region: 54-596 (180 amino acids)
Source: RefSeq, a predicted model, not a curated record